Molecule: messenger RNA, 6812 nt
Organism: Homarus americanus (American lobster)
Lineage: Eukaryota; Metazoa; Arthropoda; Malacostraca; Decapoda; Nephropidae
Product: peroxisomal N(1)-acetyl-spermine/spermidine oxidase-like
Exons: 5
Coding region: 2-1651 (549 amino acids)
Molecular function (GO): polyamine oxidase activity
Source: RefSeq, a predicted model, not a curated record
CAUGUCGGAGGUGAAGGCAGACGACACAGGCGGGGACGGCAAUAACCCUGAUAAUGUACGCACCUGCAGAACUGUCAUUAUCGGUGCAGGCAUGGCAGGAUUAUCGGCGGCCAACCACUUGUUAAAAAACAACAUAAACGAUUUUGUGAUCAUUGAAGGAAGAAACAGAGUUGGAGGAAGGAUUAUCGCCAUUACUAUAGAUGGACGGAGAAUGGAACUAGGUGCCAAUUGGAUACAUGGUAUAUUGGGCAAUCCUAUCUAUGAGCUGGCCUCCUCACAUGGACUUGUCAACAUCAUCCAAGAAAACAAGCCACACAAUGUUGUUGCCACACUUCCAGAUGGUAAAAGGGUGCCAUUCCAUAUAUUGCAGGAGAUAUAUGAUGCAUACUUCUGGUUCUUCAAACGGUGUGAGGAAUAUUUUCUAUGCAAGUAUCUUCCUCCAGAUGGUGUUAAAAGUGUAGGAGCUCACCUCAAAUUAGAGAUGUCCAUAUAUCUUGAGCAGUUCUCUGGACACGAGAGACACAUCAGAAACCUCAUAUUUAACUACCUCCUGAACCGUGAAACUUGUAUAAGUGGAUGUGAUUCGAUGGAAGAAAUUGAUCUCAUGGAAAUUGGUAGUUACACAGAGCUCCCAGGAGGUAACAUAAUAUUGCCAGGGGGUUACAGCAGUAUUCUUGGCCCUCUUACUAAAGACAUCCCAGAUGAAAAAUUCUUGAAAGGACACCCGGUUACAUCAAUCAGAUGGAGAGCUGGAUUGGAGGGAUUUAACACCACAGAUUCAGGGCUGGGAGAAGAUAUCACAAACAAAACCUUACUAAAUUCUGACAUUCACCUUCCUGGCUGUAGGAGUGGACAUGCCUCUGUAGCUACAUCCCCAUCAAAGAAGGUUCGACCUAAGGUGGAAGUGAUUUGUAAAAAUGGCAAAAAGUUUUAUGCUGAGCAUGUAAUUUGUACUAUUCCAUUAGGAGUGUUAAAGGAAAGUGGAAAGACGCUAUUUGACCCACCGCUUCCAGACUACAAGGUUGAUUCUAUUAACAGAUUAUGCUUUGGUGUAGUGGACAAAAUAUAUUUAGAAUAUGAACGGCCAUUUUUGAACCCUGGUUUAUCAGAAGUGCUGUGUUUGUGGGAUCCAAUAGACCUUAAGGAACCAGUGAGUGAGCGAUGGUUUAAGAAGAUUUACUCUUUUACCAAAGUGUCUGAAACACUUCUCUUAGCAUGGAUCUCUGGAGAGGAAGCCAAAUAUAUGGAAACUCUCGCAUUUGAUGUCGUCUCUGAGAAAUGUACUGAAAUCCUUCGUCAGUUUUUGAAUGAUCCUUUCAUACCCAAACCAAAGAGAUGUAUCAACACAACCUGGUGGUCACAACCUUUCACUCGAGGGUCGUACUCGGCUCUAGGAAUUGGAGCGUCACAGGUGGACAUAACCAACAUCUCCCACCCACUAUACAUGCAGCCCACCUGCAGCAAGCCAGCAGUAUUGUUUGCUGGUGAACACUGCCACCCAAGCUUCUAUUCAACGGUCCAUGGAGCUUACCUCUCUGGUCGAGAUGCAGCACAGGUACUGUGUAUGCCUGACACUCCUCCUGAGGUGGUUCUGGAUGUUGAAGGCACAGCAGAUUUGUCUUCUUGGCUAGAGGGAAUUUCACUUACUUAAUUCAACAAUUAAUUGUGUGAUUUUGUCAGAGUAGAAGUAUUAUAUAAAUUAAACUAUGUACUGUACUGCAAUACUCAAUACUACUUGGUUUUCAAGAAUUUUAACUUUAAUAGGAAUAAGAAACAGGUUACAGUAAUGAUGUAAAUUUUUUUUUUAUAUAUACUGGCUGUUUUACGUUUUUUUUUGCAAAAUAACUUACAAACAGGCUAACCAAAGUUAAAAAAAAACAAAGAACAGGACCACUUAACUGUGUAUCAAUCUAUACGAGCCAUCCUAACCUAACCUCACCUCUCACUUAACCUAAUCAUAAGGUUAGGUUAGUUUAGGUUGUCUGUUUGUAAGUUAUUUCACAAAAUAUGCCGGGAAUUUUACAAAAUACCCAAUUUCGCAAAAAAAGACUAACAUAUACACUAGUAUGGUGUUCUUCUUCCUGUGUGUUUUUAUUAAAUUUGAACUUUAGACACAUCAUUAUAAGUUGAAGAACCAGUUUCUAAACAAGUAAGAAACUAAUUACUGUAUUAACCUCCACAAAACUGACCAUUUAACAGGCUGGGAAAUUCACAACUAAGGACAAGAUGGUUAAAAACAGAAGAGGUACACAGCACAAUGUGAUGAAAAGGGUAUAUUGUGCCAGUCAAAGAUUAGUGUUUGAUGACUGUGGGUGCCUCAUCAUUGUGAAACUCAAAGCCUGAUUUUUUGCUGAAAUUGUGGUCAUGCAAAAUAGUUAAGCAAUACUCAAGGGAUCAUUUCAAGACUUAAGGGAAUCAGUAAAUGUUGAUUAUUUUUUAGUAAAAUAAUUUUUUUUAAUAAUACUCUUUUAAACUUCUCGUGAGUACAUAGAAUGUAGUAUGUGAAUAUAGCCAACCAUGGGCCUAUAAUACAGUACAUGGGAGUGCUAUAUACUGUGAGUGUUGUGUGGCAUGAAAAAGAGAAUUAGUAAAACACUGAAUGAUCUUAUGGUUAAGGUAAAUAAAAUGUAGGUAAUUUCUAGUGCAGGUUAUACUGUACGAAAUACAAUUAAAGCAGGGACUCAUUAUAUUAGAAAAAUGAAAGCCACAAGAAUCUGUGUUAUAUUUUUUUCUACAGUGUCCUCUUGUUCAUAUUGGAGCAGGUCCAGUUACAUGUUCAUCUGGAUCAUUAAUAGGAUUAAAUAAACAAUACUGUACAUUGACAACUUUGUGAGCAGAUGCAAAUGCUCCUUUAGAUCAUUUAAGCUACUGAGGUAAAUGAAAAUUAAACCAGACAGUGACAGUGACAAAGACAGGUCCAAUGGUGGUGAUAAUAGCUCUUUGCUUUCUUUGGAGACAACUGAGCUAUUGUUAUACAAAAUGGACUUUGUCACUACUUAUUGCAAAAAACAAUGACUAAACCCAAACCAUUAUUUUCUUUGAUGCUUCUCGGUGUAUCUGCUCCCAGUCUCAGUUUGCUGACCUGCAUUCAUAGGUUGCUGGUGUGUCCAUAGUGAAGCUAGUUUUCAGCAUAUCCAUUGAAAAUUAUCACAAAAUUUUCCCUCAUGGAGAGGCACAAACUUCCCUCAAAAGUUUGGGAUCUUUUCAUUGAUUUCUGCUCACACUCUUCUUAGGUUUAUUACUAUUUGGUUUGUAUCUACAGGUAAUUUGGUUGAACUAAACUUCAUUCAUAAGUUCUUUAUACACAUUUGGUCUUGUUAAACUCUGGUUUUGAAAUGGAGCUUUUCAACAUUGUUACUUUUAUAGAUAGAAAAUAGUUUAGUAACAUUUAUAUAAUCCUUUUCCAUUUAAGAACAAAUGUUUUUUGGGGGUCGUCAUGCUGUUGGCCACCCAACUGUCUUUGUGUGUGUGUGUGCGCGUGCGUGCGUGUUUUCAUUUAUCAAUUUUCCUGUUGAUUAUCUAUCCAUUAAUCUUCAUUUUUCCUGACUGACAGAGGCAACUAGACUAUUUACCAGAAUGCAAGUUCUUUUUACUUAGUUGAUGAACCCUAUUGAUUUUGAACUUUUUGUCUGAAUUUAGAUAAAAUAUUUUUGCACAAUGGCUAAAGUUCUAUUGAGUGCAGUCUAAUUAAAUUUUAGAAGUAAAGUACAGUACUUCAUAUAGAGUUGAUAAACACUGUUGAUUUUGGUUUUGUUGUAACAUCAUUGCAUCAUUACUGAAAACAGAUGUUAAUCUUGGAACAUUCGAUUAAGCCCUUGAGUUUUAGAAGAAGUGCAUUCUGUAUCACGUUCAUGCCGACUGUUUGAGGAUAUAUUAAUGCAGCUGGUUUUCUACUCGUCUCUGUAUAUUCUUCCAGAUGACAGACUAAAUGAAUGAGUUACACAAACCACCACUAAAUCUUACUGUAACAUUUAGACAAUGUUUUUAGGAAUUAACUACAAUAUCAUUUCACAUGAUUAUAUACAGUACAUCCCAAUGGACAGUUAUUGAACCCUUCAGGUAUGUUGGUCACACUGUAAUAUUGCAUGGAUUAGUUUACAUAACCAUCACCAAAGGUAUGUAAAACUGUUCCCUGAAACAAUCUCCAGGUGAAGAACCAAAAGGUGUUGAGAUAUUUGGAUUUGCAGUAGAUUGAAGUCAUUUACCUACAGGAAGGGGUUGUGAGUCAGACUCGUAAAUUUUGUUAUAUCCUAGAUAUCCGUAAUAGCAUACGUGAAUUUGUUUGUACAGUAAACCCUUGAAUUUUCACAAUAUACGGUAUAUACCGUAUUUGUGAUUUGUAAUUAAGUGCCAAGUGAUCCAACAAUUUUACUUUUGGGACAUUAAGGCAGGGAGUCCUCUUCUGGAACUUCUUGAUUAAAUUUGCUGAAUCAUCAACUAUAUAUUUCUGGUCAAAAGUAGAUGACAUCUUAAAAGACAAGGUUUUAUAGUAAAAUGCUGGAAAGUUGGAAGACCUCAACACUUCACACACAAAUUGGUAAUUCUUUUUUCUUUGAAAUUAUAAUAAUUAAUGGCUGCCAGGGUGUGACUGAUCAUGACAUGUCCCAGCAGCUUGAGGGAAGUAUUACAAACACUAGUUGGCAGAGUUUCCUCCCUCUUACUGAUGACAUGGGUCACAAACUUAUGAGGUUAGUGGUUGGAAGUCGAGUCUCAUAGAUAUUAUGUCUACAAUAAUGUCUCAUGAUGGUUUAAAUCUUCAGCUUAAGAGUUGCAAUCAUUCAGGGGAUGAUUAUCUAUAGUAAUUUAUUUCAUUAUUUUAAAAGCAGUUUCUAAAUUUGAUUAUCAACCUCUCAGUUUUUAUUUUUUUAUUCUUAAUUGGAUACUACCAAUGUAUGUGAAGUUAACAAAAAUGAGGUUGUGUAAUGCAUAAUAUUUUGAGUGUUCCCACAGCCUCUAUACUGUAGUUUGCUGUUUACAUAUGUUGGUGGGAUUAUCUAAUCUUGUUGGUGAUCAUAGUUUUCUUGUGGAGUGAUGGCACAUUCAGGGAACUCCUCUUCUUAAUCUUAUGUUAUUUUUUUCUGAGGCUGAAAGGGGAAAAAUGCUCUCUUCUUAUUCAUUGGUUUUUGAAACAGGUAGUGAAACGACAGGCACUUGAGAGGGGAAUGCACCCAUUUUUCUUCACAUUGCUGAGCAUUAUCAGUAUAGAGUAUUAUUAUACAGUACAGUUUGUUUAUGCAGUAAUUAUUAUUGGUCCAGUUGAACCUGAGCUUGACAGUUAGACACCACUGUGAUCAUGAUGGAAUCAUUAUAGAAAAAAAAUAGUGCCUCAUACUUGUCACUUCCAUUUCCUGGUGAGUGUGAAAAUUAACUCAAGCAGAGAAGAACUAGAAAUAGAAAAAAAGCUAAGUAUUACUCCAUUUAAAAUAUUAAGGAAGCAGCUUUGCAUAAAUCAUGACACAUAAUGGUGGCAGUGAAUCUAAGCAAUGGUUACAAUUCUGUUGAUGGAGCUCUAAAUGCAAGUAUUUCAUAGUUUUAUGGCUCUUUCAUUUGAGGUGUAGCAAAAUUUUAAUUGCAGCCAACAAUAUCAUGUUACCUAUGUCACUUUAUAAUCUGAUUAUGAAGACUAAGGAUAUUCUUUUUAGUGUCUUUUCAAUAGUUAUUAUACAUUUUGAUUGUGCUCAUAUCUCAUAGUGUAAGUAAACAGAAUUGAUGUUUACCACAUAUUUGACAUUUUGUAAAGCCAAACUCAAAGAGCUAAGCACUGACAAUGAAUAUAUUGUAUAGUUCACGUAGAAAAGACAGUUUACACAAUAAGAUUGUUUAGGUGUGUUUAUUGCCUUACAAUGAUUAAUAUUUGGGUAGCGGUACUCCUACAAAGACAGUCAUCACUACUGCUCUCUCAUCUUAGUAACAGUUGGGUGCUGUUAGGAUUUUGUAAUGUAUUUCUAGUGGCAUCUGCUAUGUACAUUAUUCAUUUGGGAGGUCUUGUAAGUACGUAAUGUGAACUAUGACACAUAAAACAAGAUUAAUGAGAUUAUACACAAACUUUCAGGUCAAAUGGGUCUUAUUGUUUAUCAUAUUUAGUUUUAAGUUCUGCCUGAGUUAUUUGUAUGUGACCUAUGGGGGAAAUUGGAUGUUAGUGGUACAGUAGAAUACAAGAGUUAGUUGAUAUGUGAUAUGAUUGUGCAGUGCUAUAAUUUAUUUUGGUGAUAGGAUACUCGACUUAGUUUCCACUAGCCUAAAAGUACAGGUUUUAAGUUUUAUGGAAGCUUUGAUCUGGAGUAAGGGUCAGGAGCUUUCUCUAUCCCUUUCACUAAGUAUCAUGUUUGUAUAUGAAAACAUAUUUAAUAGGGUUGUACAUGCAGAGUCAUUUUCAUUAAUGUUAUUGCUGGCCAUAUGUGUUUAAAACUUACAGCAGGGUGGUACAUUCAGUCUUCUUAACUCAUUCUGGUAGCUAUAUACACAUCUUCAAAACUGCAGAGGAAAUACGAUGGUAUUUUUUGGAAAAACUGCUGAAGAAUUAUAUAUGUUAGUUUGUUUCACACAAGUCAUACAACAUGCACUAAAAAAUUAAUGGGUGAAGGGAAUGAGAGUAGAUAUACCAUAUAUACAACGAUAUAAAUUUAAAGGUUGUAGAAUUGUUGAAUUUCUAAUGAUAGAUAGAAAAAAGGCAAACAAAUAAUUUAGGUACACUGUACAGUCAACCCUCGCUUUACGCGGUCCCACAUUCCGCGUUUCCACGUUAACGCGGUGCCCUGCCAGAACCUAACGUGCUCACAUUACGCGGUGCGUGAGCCCCAUUACGCGGAGAG